AAGGCCGUGACGCACUGAAAGCAGAGAGUCAAUGUGAGCAAAGGGGGAGGAGGAGGAGAGGGAGAAAGAGUUGGUGCUGAGAUCGAUGAAGUGGCAGGCAGAGGGAGGAGGAGGAGGAAAAUCUCACGAGAUAAUGAAAGAAAAAGAGGAGAGCUGCUAGUGUAGAGCAACCACAGGAAGGGAAAAAAAAAAAAAUACGAGGCUAGACUCGGAGAUUUUGUUGGAGUGGAAAACAAAGACUGAGAAACGGGAACGGAGAGCGAGAGAGAGAGCGAGAGAGAUUCGUCUGUAACCGCAGAUGGGUUUUUUUUUUUUGCACUCUGGUUUUUGGUGAAUGUAGCACCCCGGGGCGCAGCGGACCAAUUGUGUGAAUCUGCAGGGCUGCUCGGCGACACAAUCGGAGACAUGCACAGCACGGACAACAGCCGCGGACGCUCUCUGAGAAGUGGAGAAUAAAAGGCACAAAAGCGAAGGGCAUCUGCCGAGGAACACAGCUGAGCACCAAAGAGACAAGAGAGAGCCGAGUGCUGACGCACAAGUGAGAAUAAAAAAAAAAAAAAAAAAUCACAGUUAUAGCUCCUGAUGCUGUUGCAAACUCGUUUUCCGGGAGUUUGAUGGAGUUUGAGGACAGUACUUAACGUUAUCAGAUAAUUAAUUAGACACCCCCAUAAGCCCGGAAAUCAAUUAAUUCACAAAUCAAUAAAUCCAUAGUCUGGUGUAACAAGAGACCUUCCAGACUGUUAGCCUCUGGCUGUUGAACAACAAUAACAAGAGAAGAGCAACAACAACACAGGGGGCAAGAAAAACUAAAUUUAUUGGUUGAAGAUUGAAGAUGGAUGGGAGUCUAGGGGAGAUGUCCCUCCACAGCCACUCUGAUCUGGCUCACAGUCAGGACCACGGCAGGGCCAUGCUGCACUCGCGGGACCUUUCAGCUGCGUUCCCCAGGCCUUCCCUCGGGGGCCCCUCCAUGUCUCUGGAGCCCGAGCCCCGUCCGUCCGGCUUCGACCACUCCAUGUCAGCGCUGGGCUACAGCGGCGACUCCCCGUCCGGCGCCGGCAGCACCUAUACCACCCUGACCCCCCUGCAGCCCUUUGAUGACAAGUUCCACCACCACCACCACCAUCACCACCCCUGCCUCCCCGUCAGCAAUGUCAUCGGCAGCUUCACCCUCAUGCGUGAGGACCGAGGCCUCGGCACCAACUUCUACAACCCCUAUGGCAAGGACCUGGCCAUGUCCCAAAGCCUGUCCCCCCCCUCCGCCGGUUCGGGCCUGGCCUCCUCCAUGCACGGCUACGGCAGCUUGGGCAACAGUCCCAAUGGCAAUGGCGGCCAAAUGCUCCACGCUGGCUACGACGUCCACGGGGGGAGCCUCUUCUGCCGGACAUCAGAUUUUGGCCGCGAGAUGUCGCCACCGGGCUUGGGGGGAGGCGAUGUGUCAGUGGGGCAUCAGCUGAACAAAAUGGAGGCUCACCAGCACGCCCAAACCAGCCACCACGCUCACAUCUACAGCCAGCACUACCAGCCCCACCAUCACCCGAACCAGCAGACCUCCAAGAUGGGCGAGCACCUGCUCUCCUCUUCGUCCGCCUUGUCCUCGCCCGGCGAGGGCAUGCUGGCGGGCUCGCAGGGCGGAGGCAGUGGCGGGGAGGAGAUCAACACCAGGGACGUGGCCCAGCGGAUCAUCACCGAGCUGAAGAAGUACAGCAUCCCCCAGGCCAUCUUCGCCGAGAGGGUUCUGUGUCGGUCACAGGGCACGCUGUCUGACCUCCUGAGGAACCCCAAGCCCUGGGGCAAGCUCAAGUCCGGCCGGGAGACCUUUAAGAGGAUGUCCCGCUGGCUGCAGGAGCCCGAGUUUCAAAGAAUGGCCUCGCUCCGACUGGAGGCCUGCAAGCGGAAGGAGCAGGAGCAGAGCAAGCUGGAGCGCAACCAGGGCCCGAAGCGCACCAGGCUGGUGUUCACAGACCUGCAGCGGCGUACGCUCUUGGCCAUCUUCAGGGAGAACCACCGCCCCACCAAAGACCUGCAGGUCACCAUCUCCCAGCAGCUGGGUCUGGAGCUCUCCACUGUCAGCAACUUCUUCAUGAACGCCCGCCGACGCAAUGUCAACAAAUGGGCCGACGAGGGCCGUCCCUCCUCCACGGGCUCCUCGGGCUCCAGCGUUUCCUCCUCCGCAGUGUCCUGCAGCACGGCGUGAUGACGGACCGCCGUGGAGGUGCGGUGGGGAGGGCGCCGAGGGAGCAAGGGGGCACAUUGACUGGUCUAGGCAGAGAUCAGCCGUUAAUAAAUGUCCUCCUCGUUAUCAGAAGGAGCGACGGAGCCAGCUUAUAUAGAUGAUUUUAUGAAGAUGAAGCAUUUUCCCAAACCAAAGUCGACCGCUCCCUUGAAAUGGAAGGAGGGGCGAUACCCAGAGUGAUAUGAUCGCAGGAUGCGGAGGUCCUGCUUGUAUAGUCGAGGGUGCAACGAUGAUUUUGACUCAAAGAAGAGUCACACCCUUACAUAGACGCCAUCUCAUUGCAUUAUUUUGAUUAUCUAGAUUAGAGAUAAUGAGGGUAUUACAAAUCAGGAGGAAGCAUAUUUUGGUGUACCUUCUAAUCUAUAGUCAUCUCUCCAAACGUGAAGAAUCAAGAGGUGCCGUUUGCUCACACGUGGAGAGCUCCAUUGUGUAACUUCUUAAUCAAAAGUGUUCACCAUCAUCCAAAGACGUUUGUUAAUCCUCCCCCCCAAUGUUCCUGUGGUUCUGUUUUUCCUCAAGAAUCAAGAUGAAAGAGGAAGAAAAGGCAUUUUUUUUUUAAACUUCCCAUUUGUUUUCUGAAGAACCUAAUUCUCCUUUCUUAGCAUGUCUUUCCAUGGUGAUGGUUCCCAGGACUGUACGGCGUUGUUCCAAGUUCGAAGCCUGGAAUUAUCAGGAGGUUAUUGUAGCGUCUGUGACUCCCAGCUGUCAAUCAUUUGCCAUCAACAGGAGCCUAUCCUGUUAUUUUUCUGAAGAUGGUCCCGCCUUGAAUGAAUCAGAGUUUUCAAGGGGGGGAGCCGCAGUGCAUCUCACCGUACGCCAGGACAGAAUCAAUAAACACAAGUAGGACGCAGAAACUGACUUGUUGGUGCAACUGUCUAGCUUUAAGACUCACCGAGCAUCCAAAUGGAAGCUCCACAGCCAUUUUUUUUGACUCAAAAUCAAGCCAAAAAAACAAAAAAAAAAAAAAUGAAAAAAAUGAAAAACAACCUUUGAACACAAAGGCUUCAUGGGGAAGAGAUACACCUUACACAAUGUAUAGUGACAUUGUAGUAUUUUUUCCCCCCCACUCAUUUCCAAACAACUGUACACACCUCUGCUCCAUUACGAAAUCUUUUUUUUACAGAUGUCUAGAAAAAUGGAGGAAUGUGAUUCUUUCAGCCCUUUUUGUACAGAUUUCAAGCACAUCGCUCUAUUUAUAGAAACACGAUGGAAGUGCGGGGCAGUUUGUUUCAGCCCUGCUGACGUACAAGGUCCUUUUUUUGGUCCACAAAGGAACGGCUUUAACAUGCCUCCUUAUAGCCAAUAGUUAAAUCAAUCCAAGAACGUUUCAAAUGCAAUUGCUGAUCUGAUCAAUGUAUUUAUUACUGCAUUUGUGUAUUUAUUGUUUUCCCUUUUUCUUUCCUCUCUCUAUUUAUUUGGUUAUUUAUUUAUGCUAUCUAUAUACUGUAAGUAUUUAUUUAACAAUGCUCUCUGUAUGUCUGUGUGAAACUGAAGACUUUUUUCUGAUGGGCACUUUUAGCUGUAGAAUCCCAUCGUAAUACCAAAGAUUAACAUUGCCUCCCUGAAUGUACGGCCUGAAUCCCUAAACCCAGUACCCCGAUCCCGACCUGAUCCCAACCCCGAUUCAGCCCGACCCACCCAGUGAUGUUGCGUAUCUCUCUCUAUCUUUAAGGCCUGGCCUUUGUUUUUUUUUGUUUUUUUGUAGAAUAAUGGGGAUUUCUUUACUCUUGCAAAUGUCUCUGCGGUCAGCUCUUAACGCCAAGGCCAAAGCUUGUUUGAAUGUUGUGAUAAUAUUUAUAAUUAAUACUAUGAAUAGUAACAAUAAUAACGAUAAUGAUGUGGCAUCUCAUAGGUUCACAGGUUGCUUGUAAAGUUGUGUUCAGACCAAUGCCAUCUGGCGGAGUGUGUAAAGUGUCCGGGGAUCCACUUAAAGUGCCGUCUGAAGGCCCCAUUGAGUGCGAGUCCUUCAGGGUCACAUGCAAACAUGCGUACUGUGUGUCUGCCUGGGGAAAUGCAUGGUUGUGACCCCCCUCCCCCCCAUAUCCCUCACCUGCCCCCCUCCCCAGUGCAGUGCAGCCACUCCUGUCUAUGUCCAACUCUGUGUGAUCUCACCGUCCUCCACUCCACAUGCCAAGUCUUUCUGCCGGUUGUCUCAGUUCCAAGAGGGUUCUUAGGGUUCGUUCCUGGACCUUUGGGGUUCUUAAAGUGUGUUCCUCAACUUCUAAAGGUUCUUCUGGUUUGGUCCUCAUCUUCUCAGGACUCUGAUUUGGUUGUGAGGCUUGUGGGCUUUGUCCC
Molecule: messenger RNA, 4528 nt
Organism: Sander lucioperca (pikeperch)
Lineage: Eukaryota; Metazoa; Chordata; Actinopteri; Perciformes; Percidae
Gene: onecutl
Product: one cut domain, family member, like
Exons: 3
Coding region: 833-2194 (453 amino acids)
Biological process (GO): regulation of transcription by RNA polymerase II
Cellular component (GO): nucleus
Molecular function (GO): DNA-binding transcription factor activity, RNA polymerase II-specific; RNA polymerase II cis-regulatory region sequence-specific DNA binding
Source: RefSeq, a predicted model, not a curated record